GAUCUAAAAAUGGGAAAAUGGAGUGCAACGGUAGUGUUAAUGAUGUUGGUGGUUGUUGCGGCGGUCACGUUGCAAGCAAAACAAAAAAAAAAAUUGGAUUAAAUUUAAAACAUUGUAGCAAUGAUGACGGUAAUUUUCUUGAAAACUGUAAAAUCAAAUGCGGUGACCCAAACCCUCCUCAUGGUCUCUCUCUCCCCCUCCAUGGAGCUGGCAUCAGUAGAAGUUCAUGGAAGGCA
This is a messenger RNA of Thlaspi arvense, 236 nucleotides long. The record is from the annotation of a GenBank genome assembly. NCBI's taxonomy places the organism in Eukaryota, Viridiplantae, Streptophyta, Magnoliopsida, Brassicales, Brassicaceae.